Protopterus annectens (West African lungfish) is the source of this 6210-nucleotide messenger RNA. RefSeq names its product prickle-like protein 1-A. The record is from RefSeq and is a predicted model, not a curated record. NCBI's taxonomy places the organism in Eukaryota, Metazoa, Chordata, Ceratodontiformes, Protopteridae. The transcript is spliced from 8 exons. The coding region runs from base 224 to 2500 and encodes 758 amino acids. Gene Ontology annotation, molecular function: zinc ion binding.
UCAACAGUUUCCCUGACUGCACAGAAGAGUCAUGCUAAAAGCUUUGCAGCAGGAUACAGGCUCUCUGCUCAAUUUUAUCUUAGAUUAAAACAGGCAUACAAUGAGAAGGAAAACUAAGGUACACUUUUAGAACUGGACACCAGGAAAUAAUUUGCGUGCCAUUUGGAGGUAAUGUAUACAACCUACAUGUUCAGAAAGGAAGAGGGCAGCAUUUCUUUGAAUUAUGAUGACUGGAGGAGAUCCAUCUUUACUUUCCUCUACUAAUAAUGACUCUACAGAUACCUUGAAAACAUCUGGCAAGAACGCACCAGGGCUUAAAGAGGAGGAGGAGGCACAGCCAUAUUUCUGCUACCUUCCAGAACCAGAAGGACUGCUAACAUGUGACACAAUCACUGAGUCAUGGGCCAGCAUAAAAGAGAUGCUUCACCAGUUACCACCCCAUGAUAGUGAGGAGAGGUACUGUCAUUCUCUGACAGAAGAGGAGAGACAGUCCUUGCGGUUGUUCAGUGCUUGGAGAAAGAGCAAGGCCUUGGGACAGGGAACAAUAUGCCUGGUCCCCUUGACAUCCACAGACUGUUGCUGUCAAAAGUGUGGUCAAAUAAUUGGAGGAGGAGGAGCAACAGUCUUUGCAGAAAGCUCGGGGGAGCAGUCUUCAUGGCACCCAUCAUGCUUUCGAUGUUACACCUGUGAAGAAUUGUUGGUCGAGCUCAUAUAUUUUCAAGAAGAUGGGAGACUCUACUGUGGCAGGCACCAUGCAGAACUUUUCAAACCUCGCUGUGCUGCUUGUGAUCAGCUCAUCUUCACAGACGAGUGCACGGAGGCCGAAGGCAGUCACUGGCAUAUUCAGCACUUCUGCUGCAUUGAAUGUGACAAAGUACUUGGAGGACAGCGCUAUGUCAUGAGAGAAGGACGUCCUUAUUGUUACAGUUGCUUUGAAAAUAUCUAUGCUGAAUACUGUGAGGCCUGCGGAGAGAAGAUAGGCAUUGACUGUCAAGCAACCACAUACCAAGGCCAGCACUGGCAUUCUUCUGGUUCCUGUUUUUCUUGUGUGCAUUGCAAGAUGCCAAUUCUAGGAAAUUCAUUCAUUGUUGAGCAGGGUCUGCUGUACUGCUGUAAGAGCUGCAAAUUUUCUGAAGUAGCAGCUGUAGCAGACUGUACUGACACUGUCCUCACAUUCCCCUCGCCACAGGAGAUGCACACCACAAGGACUUCUGAAAAAGCAAAGGAAUUAGACAGUGGUUUAAUGUCAGUUCAAAGCUCUGUGAAGGAUACCCCUCAGUCUGAUGUCAGGACUCUCUUAGAAGUUGAUAGCACGAACAUAGCAGUGGGUUCAGCCACACAAGAUGUCCAUAAAAGCACUUCCAAAUGGACAGAGGAAGUACCCAGGCCAAAGCAGUUUCACACUGUAACAGGAAGAGAAGAGAGGACAACAGAACAACAGCUAAAUGAAAAGACAUCAUCAGCAGAUGACACAGCAAAACAGCAACACACACUACCUAAGGCCAAAGCCUUACGUACCUUUGCCCACUCUAAGUUACAGAAGUGUGAAAGUGAUGCUGGACAGGAUUCAAGAGCAAUCCAGGCAUACAUGGUAAAGCAACUAACCAAAGAACUAGAAGGAAAGUUUAAAGAGAAAGCAUUUACAUCUAAAGGCCUAGACAUGAGAAAUCCACCAAAUGGCCUCCCAAAAGGAUGGCAGAAGAAAUUACAAGACAACAGUGUGAAUGGUGGUAUCACCGAGAAUGAGUUGGCAAGGAAAUCACAAAAGAAAAUUACAACAGGCAUUCGUGUUCAAUCUCUGCAGACUCAAGGGACAGAAAAAGGCUACAAGGAUGAGGAGCAACAACACCCUCAGACAUUCAAAGGAAUUCCAGAAGGAAAUGGGACACUUACAAAACAACAUGGUCUGGUAGACAAGAAGUUCAGUGAGGAAAAAACAACUGAUUCUCCAUGCCAAAGUAAGCAACUCCAUACUCCACAGGGCAAUAGGAAGCCAAAGGACAUAGAGGAUGGAACAUUAAAGGCAAAGACCUCUGCUUGGUACAGAAAUACUAUUGCCAAGGCUAGAUUCAGAGAAGGAUCACACACUUGGACCAAGAGCAAGGCUUCAUUUCCAGAAUACCAUCCACCCAUGAGUGAGCAGAUUAGAAGAAAAGUUGUCCCCAGUGGUGGCUACCAUCCCUCACUGGUGGAGAGUAAACGAGCCUGCUCUGAUGAGGCCCUUCAUACAAUCACAAAAAGAACUGAAGGCAGCAGAGUAGGAGCACAUACAAAAGCACAGCAUCGAGCCCUGCAUCCCUCAGCUUCAUGCAGUCAUCAAGGCCUCAGAGAGGCUGAGGAUGGAAAAUGUUUAACUUGUUCCUCUUCAUCUUCUGACUCUGAGGAUGAUGGAUUCUUUCUUGGACAGCCACUUCCACACAUGAGAACUGAGCUGACAUCAGGAGCACAUACAUUUUACAGCAAAAAAUACCACAAAGACAAAAACUGCAUCCUUUCCUAGCUUCCAAAAAGGUCAUCUUUCUUUGACUUUAGUAGAAAAGUUUUUUUAAGGAUGGUUAAAAACAAUUAUAUCUUUUGUGACAGAUAGCAGAUUGUCACUGUUAAACAGUCAGAACUGCUGCAUUUUAUUUAAGCAAGACAAACCUAGUGUCUCCCAUAGAAAUUACUAAUUGAAAGAACACAAUGACAUCACAACACAAGAGCUCUGAUGUAAGAUCAAUGUGAUUUUAAUGCGGACUUCUGGCACUGGCAAUGUUAAUUCUAGCAUUACUGUUCAGCUGCAAUUCACAAACACAUGCAACAUCUUCAAAUUAGAGUGUGCAAAGCUGCAGAACAUAUCCUCAGUUCAAGGGCAUGUUAAUGUUUCUAAAGACAAUUUAACCUUAUGCAUUUAAUCUCUUCCAUCCCCAAGUUAAUGUAGUAGCUAAUGAUACUUAACUGUGUACUGCAGAAAUCACAGACUGAACUGAUACAUUGCUAGCUGAGGUAGAAUCAAGUCUUUCAGUUCAGAAUUAUGUAUUCAGAUCUCCACCUAAUGUUGAGUCAAACAUGGUUGCUGAGUGGGGAACCUUACAUAUCAGGGCACUUGUUACAGCUACAUGUUGUUAGUUGCAUACAGAGGCUACUGCUGUGAGUGAAAUGAAAUUAAUACUGCAGUAUUCAUUGAUCUUGUAGUAACAUCUUCCCACUGUGUCAGUAUUUGAAAUGAGUUUUUGCAUCAUUGACCUAGUAGUCAAGGCAAGUUCUUGUUUUCUAAAGGUGUUAUCAUGGAAACCAUUUAUAUAAAUUUUUCAGCAGGAGACAAGAUCACGCUCAGAAGCAGAAGUUGAAGGUUAACCUGAAGCCUUCAUUGGCAAUGAGGACUUAACUUUUUGUAUCCAUUAAGUGAAAUCAUUCAAAGUUUAUGACACCUUUGUCACCCACUUUAUGACAGGCUACAUUACUUGCGUGUGUGUGUGUUUAUAAAAUUGUAUUAUGACUCGUCAACUAGAAAUAAAAGGGAUCACCAAAUGUGCAAAUAGAAAACACCGACUUCAAACAGUGACUGCAAGUACAAGCAAAAUAUCAAAGGUCAAACACAAUAAAUGUUACCUUUCUCAACAGUAAAACUGGAGGGACACCCUCUCAAAGUGUUUUGCAAGAGAUCAGCCACCUUGUGCUCCCUCACCCCUGCUACAUUACAUACUCUAACUCCAAGAUCACACAACAGUGGGGAAAGGGCAGAUUUCUAAUCCACACUCUAUUGUCAUCUCAAAUUACUCCCAGAAGUGUUACUUAUGUUUGCCUUGCCAACCAGCACACCAAUACAAAUCAGUACUGAUUCAAAAAUGUUAAGUGAUCUAAACACAAGGUCUUACCUCAGGUGCCCGAUUUUAUCCGUAAACAUUCACCGAACCUCUCAAUUGUUCCUAUUUCAGAAGACCAUUCCUACUUUCAUAAGUGAUCCACCUCUGCACAGGAUGUCCCAAUUUUUUGGAAGUAUAUUCUUGUUUUCAGGCUUUGUUUACCCCUUCACCGAACUUAUCUGAAUCCCCCUCAUCACAUGUUUUUUUAAGCUAUCGAGUACACAGAAAACCACAGUACAUGACUAAAACACUAAUGGCAAUAAUAAUUUAAAGUAAGAGUACACACAUUUUACACAUCCCCUUUUCUCAAGCAAAAACAGAUGACCUUGUGUGGUAGAAUAUUGCAAAACAGUUCAAUAGUCUACAGAGUUUACACUUCUCUCUUUUAUAACGUGCGUGCAUUUUUUCCAUCAUUUUUUUGUCACACACUGUUUUUUAAACGUUUCCAAUUAGUAUUACACAUUUCUGCAGGAAGCAGAAAGCUGUGUACUAUUAGGUAUUCAUAUUUUAUAACUAGAUUUUCCGAUUCUUAGCUGGAUGUACCUACUUAUGAUGGGCAUUUGUUCUGAUUUUUAAUGAUUGCAUGUUGAGAGGUAUGACAAUCACCCUUCUAAACUCAUACACCUAUGAAGAUGCUCAAACAAAACUACACUUUUUUCAUCAUCCACACACACAGGUUAAAAGGCAGGAUGUGAAGCACACUUUUUCCGUAUCUAUCUUGGCUUCCUCCAAGUCAUACCAGCUGAGGAGGAAAAAAGUAUACUUGUGUUAAACAUUUUACAGUUUUGAAAUCAGUAGCACAGGUGAAUCUUGGCAAGCAAGUUGAGAACACAUGCUAAGCCGAAUGCAACCAUAGAGCCAAUCAUAAUUCUUUGUAGUGCAUUUUUUUAUAACUUUAUCUACUCCAUGUACUACCAGUUACAGAAACGGAGACAAAAAUAUAGGCAUGCAAAGUGUUUUACUUACUAUGGAAGCCAAGUAAAGCACUAGUGCUGUCAGAUAGCAGCAUACCGUUCAGCAUUUUUUGUUUAAGAAUUCUGGGCAAAUUCAAAAAUAAAGGGUAACAAAGAAUCAAAAUCAGGGACAGAUUUUAAAAAUUGAAACUCUAAAAUAUCUGAUAUUAUCGACUGACAGUAGUCCAUAGUAGUUAACAAAAAAUUAAACAUUUACAAGGAACAGGGCAAAAUAUGAGGUAAAAUCAGGGACUGUUGAGAGGUAUAGAUAGAAACAAAUUGCUGCCCUCUGAAAUAAUCUGUCUGCCACAAUUUUCUGUUUGUAAGUGUAGCAGACUGGCAUUCUAACAGCUUUUAAAAGCUGUUUUCCCUUCUGUUGCUAUUCUUUGACAAAUGGCAGUCUCUAAUGCCCACUCCCCAGUGCAAGACCAAUCUUAACAGCAUUUAUAAGUCUUUAACAAACUUCUGUUAAACACUCCUGAGCACUAAAUCAGUUCUUGCUGUAGGAAAGUGUUUAACAAAUGUAUCUUUUCCCCAGUUUCAGAGUACAAUUGCAAUGCUCCACGCACUACAAGGUUAUGUAUUCUUCUGACAUCACAAAAGUGCCUAACAAGGUUACCUUUUGCCAUUUUCUAGGUAUAGCAACUAAGCUUCAUGUAAUACUCCUUCACAGUCCAAAAGUCUUAUGAACUACUGAAGAAUGUAAAUCCUAGUUGAAUGGAUGUUUUUUGUAGCACUGUGAAUAAGACGAUGGCAUGGAGUGAAGCUGCUUUUAUAUGUUGCAUGCACCAAAUAAUAGCAGAGAAAUAUCAGUGAAUGAUAGGUGCUAUGCUCCUGCAAGGAGACCUUCAACUGAUGGUGGAAACAAAAUGGACAACAUGUUUCAGAGUACAAGCCUACUUGUUUUACUACAAGAGUUCUUCCUGAAGUAAGUCUGGCAUUGAUUUUCACAGUACAUUAGCACAAGGAUUUAAAGAGUGACAAAAAUUAUGAUAUAGAGUUCAGUGCCACUAGAAAAAUCAGAAUGAGACUGAAAAUUAUGUACUAUUGUGUUAGAGAUGGUGAUAAACCAACAGCAAUCUGAAUCGCAUCUCUUAGUAAUAGGUUCUGAAAAAUGAUCCUGGGUCACAUGACAAUGAAGAGUGCAUGACAUUAAUGGACAUAAUGUGAAACAGGUUACUCUGGAAUGGUAUGUACCAGAAAAAUAUACACGCUUUUUAUUAUCAAGAAGUUCAAAACCUCUGGCCACAAUAAGCUGAUUACAAUGUCAUGUGAAUUGUUCACAAAACAUUUCUGUAAAAAUAUAUUAAGUUUUUUUACACAAUACUAUGAUCUAGUUGUGGAAAAUGACUGUGACGUGCUGUGGACAGUGGGUAUCUUUGCACAUUAAAUUGUUGCACUUAUGUACAUUA